CGACUCUGAAAGACAAACAACUAAACCGUGGCACAAAUCAAGAAUUAACCAGCACUAAUCCUGUUUUAAAGUAGAGAAGAAGAUAAGAGAAGAGAAUAGACAAGGAUGAUGCGUGUGUGUUUGUGUCUCUAAUGACGCACUGAGUGAAAUAAAAAUAAAGGACAGAAGCAGAUAAGACGGCAAAGAGACGGAACUGAACAAAAAGACACAUCCAACGGCUCAUAACGUCUCUCAAGUCAAAUCCUGGCCUUUGAUUGCGACACGUUUCUCUCUCCGACAAACCAUAACCAAGCGUUUUGACAUCCGUACUUUCUUCUCUCCAUCAUCUCUGUUUCACCUUUUUUCUUCUUCUUCUUCUUCUUUCAUUUAAUCUAAAAUGUAAAAUGUUGUUGGAUUCAUUCUUCAUUCUAGGGUUUUCUCUAUUUAAUCACUUCUCACUUUCGCUAUAUAGAGAGAGAAGUAAAGCAGCCGACACAUGUAUGCUUUGCAUGAAAGAGAGAACUCUAGCACACAUGAAUUGGCCCCAACUCCUAGCUUCAAAAGAUGAGUCAAAGUUAUGCAGAUUGCACUUGAAUCCAUGGAAUAAGAUAAUGGCGAAAAGUUUGGAGUUGAUGUGCUCAAAAUUUUGGGCAUUGUAGCUCCUAUGUAAGUUAUGUGGAUAUGUAUGAUUCUAAGGUCUUUUAUAGAUGUGUGCAAUCAGAGAGGGAUAAUCACUUAGAGUCUAGAGUUAGAGAUAAUUGGAAGCGAUUGAAACUUAUGUUAUGUGGUUUGACACAUGACUAAGUAUAGGUUAUCUCCGAUUGUUGUGGUGAAGAAAAUGAUUAGUCUGUAGCAUAGAAAGUUAUUCUACCACUAAAUUCUAGUUGGGUCUUGAUUCUUGACUAAUAUGUUAGAUGAAUAAUUGAAUAAUGGAAUUUUGAAAUAGUCAAAUGAUCGAAUAAGGGAUGUCUGAGUUUUGUAAAAUAGACAUUAAACGUUCAAGAACUGGUUGUAGUUAGUUUAUAAUGCUUCGUUUUAUCUAGUUAUAAUAUUAGUUCAUUCAUUGCGGUAAUCAAUUUUAGAAAAUGUGAAGAUUUGAGUAUUUUUUUCACUUUGGUAUCUAUGUACUAUGUUGUUGGAAUAAGAUUAUACAAAUUGAGAAUUCUCCCUCCCUCUAUGCGUAUGUGUGUCCUGUAAUCUGUAUGCAUGUAUAGUUGUUGACGUUUUUUAUUGAUAUGAUGACUCACGUAUUUGUUAAAAGGAUAUGGAUGUAUAUUUUGUAUUCUUGUAUAAUUGUUCAAAGGACUGAAACUAGAACACUAUGUACCUUUUGGAAUGUCAUGUUAUGAAAAAAGUAUUGUCUGUCUUUGUCUCCA
Messenger RNA from Arabidopsis thaliana (thale cress), 1355 nucleotides. RefSeq lists its product as uncharacterized. The transcript is spliced from 2 exons. The record is from RefSeq and is marked reviewed. NCBI's taxonomy places the organism in Eukaryota, Viridiplantae, Streptophyta, Magnoliopsida, Brassicales, Brassicaceae. Bases 384 to 638 code for a protein of 84 amino acids.